AUGGAGGCACACCAAAUUGCGUCAGACUUAUCACAUGUAGAAGCGUCACAACUAAAGGAAAAGGAAGCUGAUGCUCGGAUAGCCGAAAACGAUCUAGGUGGAGCGCUGCAAUGUCUAACCAAGGCCAUUUUCUUGCGACCGGAGCACAUGCAGCUGUAUGAUAAGCGCGCACAAGUAUACAUCGAACUCUGCGACAUCAAGUCAGCGAUUGCAAAUUACCGAAAACUCUUCGUUGUAGAGCCAAACCCUCCGCAGCGAAUAAAAGACCAGCUUGCAACUCUGCUGGAUCUCCAAGCCUACUCAUUGCUUUGUCUGGGCGAAUCCCCUCGUAUUGUGCUUGGCUAUCUCGAUGAAGCUAUCCAAAUGAAUGCACAAAAUGAAAUCUUCUGGUUUCAUCGAGCAGUAGCAAAGGUUAAUGCCGGUAACUUCGAAGGAGCAGUAAGGGACGUUGAUCACUGCAUUUUGCUCAAUAAUCGGGAUGUCGAAUAUUUUGUACUUCGCGCCCAGUUGCAUAGGCGUCAGCAAAUGCGGGAGAACGCUGCCGCUGACAUCCGCAAUGCAACUCGUUUACAACCCAAUCAUCCAGAAGUGCUCGGACACGGGCAGCUGUUACUGAAAGAAUCGCAAGCUAUCUACGAACAAGCCCGGAUACAACUGAUGGCUCAUCAGCAUAAAGAGGCUAUAGAAUUUCUUUCCAGAGCUUCUGAAAUCACACCUGGAGAUCCUCAACUUUAUCUGCUACGUUCGUCCGCCUACCGUGGACUUGGAGAGUAUCACAUGGCAUUACAAGAUACCGAAAAAGCUCUAAGCUGCUAUCAUCACAGAAUGGACAGCAAAAAGGUCAAGAUAGACUUUCAAAACUAUCAGCAUAGAACUGUAGAGCACCAGCCAGCUUUACAUUCUAAUUUAGAAGAAUACUCGUCGCUAUCGUAUUGCGACAUCAUUAAGCAGCGAAGUCUCAUUUUCAAUGAUAUUGGGAUCCGUUUUCUAAUCCAAAAGGCGUACCAGCUCGCUGUGAACGCGAUGAACUUAGCCAUUCGUGGACAUGCGGAGAUAGCAGGACAACGACGAUGGUAUUAUAGUCCACAAUUGUAUAUUUAUCGUGGUGAUGCGUACCGCGGGCUUGGGAACUUCCAAGCGGCGUUAGCAGAUUAUCACUGUGCGCUGGAAAUGGACAUAGGGGAUCAAAAUGUCAAGUCGCGCGUCGCGCUAAUUCACUACUACUUCGGAGUAGAGCUGUUUAACAAAGCUCAAUUCGACAGGGCGGAGAUAGAAUUUGAUCAAGCUAUCGAACAGAACCCAAAUUUAGCGUUGUACCACGCGAGAAAGGGAGACACUGCAAGAUAUCUCGAUAAACAUCAAAAUGCAUGCAACAGUUAUCAACAAGCACUACUUAUCAAUCCAGAUGACACGGAAACUCUUACAAAACUCCGGCAAUAUGAUGACAUACCGUAUUCCCAAUCCAGCACUCAACCGACCGUGGCCUUCACAAAAAAAUCUAUUUCGGUGCAAUCAUGCUCACCGCAACAUCGCCUCUCACAGAAGAUGCAAGCCACUGUGAACGAUGCACGAAAGUCAUACAAGAAAACAAAUCAGCGUGUCCAAGAUCUUUACAAUAGCAGACCUGCAGUGCGUUUUUUAAGUUUUAAUAAACUCGAAUAA
Molecule: messenger RNA, 1662 nt
Organism: Plasmopara halstedii
Lineage: Eukaryota; Oomycota; Peronosporomycetes; Peronosporales; Peronosporaceae
Product: FOG: TPR repeat
Exons: 3
Coding region: 1-1662 (553 amino acids)
Molecular function (GO): protein binding
Source: RefSeq, a predicted model, not a curated record